Molecule: messenger RNA, 2035 nt
Organism: Hibiscus syriacus
Lineage: Eukaryota; Viridiplantae; Streptophyta; Magnoliopsida; Malvales; Malvaceae
Product: protein MID1-COMPLEMENTING ACTIVITY 1-like
Exons: 8
Coding region: 558-1811 (417 amino acids)
Biological process (GO): cell surface receptor signaling pathway
Source: RefSeq, a predicted model, not a curated record
UCUUUUUGCGUGAUGAAUUAAUUUCUGAAUACAAUGGCUUCUUCUGUUGAAACUUUCUUGAAGUUCGAAAACUAGAAGAUUAAAAGUAAAGAAGAAUCAGCUAAAGCAUAAAAAUAAGAGAAACAAAUUCUGAGGAGUAGCUGUUGAAACGGAUACUGCGCUGUUUUUAGCUCUUAAACGUCGAGGAUCUCGAGUGGGUAUUUGAUUUCUGGAUAGAUCCUGGGAAGGAGCUUUUGGUCCUGCUUGGAACCACAGAUUCUGUUUCUUCUCAAGUUUCAUCAACGUAUCGUCAAUUACCUUGAGAAAUCAGGUCUGGCUUUUGUCGGUAAUGCAAUUGCAUUCAAAGCUCUUGUUAUUGUGAAGCACUGAAAUUGUAGUUUAGAACGGGCCAUAACGUUCGAAAAUCCCCCCAUCAAGCUUCUUUCAUUUUCUUGGGUAUUAAAUUGCUGUUCAUUUAACUUAAAUUUUGACUUGAGUGAUGUAGUAAAAUAGAUUAUGCGGUAAUCUAAUAAAUUUUUGUUCAAAAAGCAGGUUUUAAGUUUGAUUGAUAGGAAAGGAUGGCCUCUUCCUGGGAACAUUUUGGAGAAAUAGCAAACAUAGCCCAGCUAGCGGGCUUUGAUGCUGUGCGAUUAAUAGCUAUGAUUGCUAAAGCUGCAAGCACAGCCCGAAUGCAUAAGAAGAGUUGCCGGCAAUUUGCUCAGCAUCUGAAGCUGAUCGGUAACUUGCUGGAGCAGCUCAAGAUAUCGGAGCUUAAGAGGUAUCCCGAGACGAGGGAACCGUUGGAGCAGCUCGAGGAUGCAUUAAGGAGGUCUUACAUUUUGGUUAAUAGCUGUCACGACAGGAGCUACCUGUAUGUUCUAGCCAUGGGGUGGAACAUUGUAUAUCAGUUUAGAAAGGCCCAGAAUGAAAUCGACCGGUAUUUGAAGCUUGUUCCUCUUAUCACUCUGGUGGAUAAUGCUCGAGUCAGGGAGAGACUAGAAGUUAUUGAGAAAGAUCAACAUGAAUACACCUUGGAUGAAGAGGAUAGAAGGGUGCAAGAUGUUAUAAUGAAACCAGAACCCUCAAGAAAUGAUACCAUUAUUUUGAAAAAGACUCUUUCUUGUUCAUACCCAAACAUGGGUUUUAAUGAAGCACUGCAAGAGGAAAAUGAGAAGCUUCAAUUGGAACUACAUCGUUCGCAAUAUAAUCAUGAUGUGAAACAGUGUGAAGUAAUCCAGCAGUUGCUUGAUGUAACAGAAGUUGCUGCUACUUCUAUUACAGAAACCACAAAAGGGUCUAAGAAAGUGGAGCGUAACUACUCAGAUGCCAAUAGUAAGAAAGAUCAUUCAUAUGAUGCAAACUCCCCUAAGAAGCCUGAUUCUCGCUCAAUUUCAAGAAACACUUCUUCGGUUUCAUCUGGACAUGAUCUGCUCUCUGAAAGAGGUUCACAUCGGUAUGAAGAAUGGAAUGCUGAUUUGCUUGGUUGUUGCUCAGAACCAUCUCUGUGUAUAAAGACAUUCUUCUAUCCUUGUGGUACAUUCUCAAAGAUUGCUACCGUUGCAACAAACAGGCAUAUGUCUUCUGCAGAAGCAUGCAACAAAUUAAUGGCGUAUUCAUUGAUAUUGUCGUGCUGUUGCUACACUUGCUGUGUUAGAAGGAAGCUUCGCAAGACAUUGAACAUUACGGGUGGAUUUAUUGAUGAUUUCCUCUCUCAUUUGAUGUGCUGCUGUUGUGCCCUGGUUCAAGAAUGGCGAGAAGUAGAGAUGCGUGGGAUCUACGGUUCAGAGAAGACUAAAACAAACCCUCCACCAUCACAGUUCAUGGAAUCAUGAGUGAAAGUACUGGAAGACAAUAUUCUGUUGAGAGCUUUGUAUAAAAGUCGAAUAACGAAGGUAAAACUAGUUGCCAAUAUCAAAUUGAAACCGUACUAAAAGCUUGCUUCGAAUAUACAGAUGUAUAUAUAUAUAUAUAUAUAUAUAUAUAUAUAUAUAUAUUUUAAUUUAUAUGUAUGUAAAUUAGUGAAAUUGUUAUUGGAGAUUGAACACGUGUUUUUGUU